Messenger RNA from Colletotrichum paranaense, 807 nucleotides. RefSeq lists its product as uncharacterized. NCBI's taxonomy places the organism in Eukaryota, Fungi, Ascomycota, Sordariomycetes, Glomerellales, Glomerellaceae. The transcript is spliced from 2 exons. The record is from RefSeq and is a predicted model, not a curated record. The coding region runs from base 1 to 807 and encodes 268 amino acids.
AUGAGGCGUCUGCCAGGUGCCACUUUCGCCAUCGUGGACAUCAUCACCUUUCAUCACUCAGACCAUGUUCAUGACCGUGACCUUGACCUUGAUCGCUUCGGCAAAGCCGCGCAACCAACAGAAGCGGUACCAACGGUCUGGUCGCUAUCCGCGCCGGCAACGGCACCGGUUCUAGCACCAGCAGCUCCCAACAUGCUGAUCGACAUCAUCGAGAUGUCAUCAACCGGCGUUCAGAUGGGCAUCCACCCUUCGGACAAAUCCCGGAGCCCCAUGGCUUGCCAUUACGAUUCCAUCAGACUACGUCUGAUCGGCCGCGUUCUGGGCCCCUCCUCCCCCCCUCCCCUCCGAACUUGCCCUGCCUCGAGCCGCACAAUUGCUUCUUCCCGCCGCUGCGUCGCUACUGCCACUGCUGCGUCGCACCCAUUCCCUCUUUUGUCUCGCGCUGCUUACAUUCGGUCUGCUUAUGCACCACCCACGCGAAGCCAACCGUCAACCCACCAUUGGCCCUUGCACCCCUUCCGUCUUAGACAUGCAGAAACAUGCAGAAUGCCACUCCAGUUUCUCCUCAUGGAUGGCCUCGUUCUUGUUCUUCUCUUCCUCCACUUUUCACUUCCUCUCACGUUCUGCGGUAGCGGCAGCGGCAGCGGGAUCCUCUACUUGCCUCACUCGCCAUGCCAUGCUCUUCUCUUUCGUGUCGUGUCUUGCCCCCCUCCGUCCACCAAGACUCCUCCGUCAGGCUUUUCAUCAUUGCCCCCUCUCCAUCUCUUCUCCCACCCCCUUCAGGCUCCUCUCUCCUCUGAGCUCUGA